CCCAGCGGGGCGGCGGGAAAGCUGAGCAAGAGAGGCCCGGGGGAACGAUGCGCCUGCCGGGCGGCUGAGCCCGGGGCUCCCCUCCCUCCUCUCGCCCCGCUCCUCGUCGUCCCCGUCCUCUCUUUCCCUUCACCCUCACCAUGGCCUUCCCGGGUACCGAGGGAGCGGCCGAUGGGCCUGCCGGCCCUGCCCGGGAGGCGCCCGCGGCGAGCGCGGGCGGCUCGUCCUCGUCUUCCUCCGCCUCCUCCUGCUGCUCGUCCUCAUCCUGGGUGGCCGGAGGCAGCCGGCUCUGGGCAGCCAUCUACGACUACGAGGCGAGCGGCGAAGACGAGCUGAGCCUGCGGCGGGGCCAGCUGGUGGAGGUGCUGUCGCAGGACGCCGCCGUGUCGGGCGACGAGGGCUGGUGGACCGGCCAGGUGCAGCGGCGCCUCGGUAUCUUCCCCGCCAACUACGUGGCUCCUUGCUACCCGCCGCGGCCGCCCGAGCCCGCCCGCCCGCGGCCCCGCCAACCCCCGCCGCCGCCCGCGCCCCCGCCGCCGCCGCCGCCGCCUUCCCCGCCCGACGCCCCGCGUCCCGGCUCCCCGAUGCAGAUCCAGUUCGAGUGGCUAGAGCUGAAAGAGCUGAUCGGCGCCGGCGGUUUCGGGCAGGUGUACCGGGCCACCUGGGGCGGCCAAGAGGUGGCGGUGAAGGCGGCGCGGCGGGACCCCGAGCAGGACCCUGCGGCGGCGGCCGAGAGCGUGCUCCGGGAGGCCAAGCUUUUUUCCAUGUUGCGGCACCCCAACAUCAUCCAGCUGCGCGGCGUUUGCCUGCAGCAGCCUAACCUCUGCCUCGUCCUCGAGUUCGCCCGCGGAGGGGCACUCAACCGGGCCCUGGCCGCCGCCGCCUCCACCAACGCCGCCGCGCCCUCCCCCUCCUGCCCGCCCUCCAUGGCCUCCGGGACCCCCGAGCCUUCGGGCACCACGCCCGCCUCGCGCCCAGCCCGCCGCAUCCCUCCCCACAUCCUGGUCAAUUGGGCCGUGCAGAUCGCCCGAGGGAUGCUCUACCUCCACGAAGAGGCCGUCGUGCCCAUUCUGCACCGGGACCUCAAGUCCAGCAACAUUUUACUCCUUGAGAAGAUAGAGCAUGAUGACAUCUGCAAUAAAACACUGAAGAUUACAGAUUUUGGUCUGGCUAGGGAAUGGCAUAGAACAACCAAAAUGAGUGCGGCCGGUACAUAUGCAUGGAUGGCACCUGAAGUUAUCAAGUCAUCCUUGUUUUCUAAAGGAAGUGACAUCUGGAGUUACGGAGUGUUGCUGUGGGAACUACUUACAGGAGAAGUUCCCUAUCGCGGCAUUGAUGGCCUUGCUGUGGCUUAUGGAGUAGCUGUCAAUAAGCUCACCUUACCCAUUCCAUCUACCUGUCCUGAGCCAUUUGCUAAGCUAAUGAAAGAAUGCUGGGAGCAAGAUCCUCAUAUUCGACCAUCAUUUGCUUUAAUUCUUGAACAGCUAACUGCCAUUGAAGGGGCAGUUAUGACUGAAAUGCCUCAAGAAUCCUUCCAUUCUAUGCAAGAUGACUGGAAACUAGAAAUUCAGCAAAUGUUUGAUGAAUUGAGAACUAAGGAAAAGGAGCUGCGAUCCCGUGAAGAGGAGCUCACUAGAGCAGCUCUUCAGCAGAAGUCUCAGGAAGAAUUGUUAAAGAGGCGUGAGCAACAGCUAGCAGAACGAGAAAUUGAUGUUUUAGAGCGAGAACUUAAUAUUUUGAUAUUUCAAUUAAAUCAAGGGAAGCCUAAUGUAAAAAAGAGGAAAGGAAAAUUUAAGAGAAGCCGUUUAAAACUGAAAGAUGGACAUCGGAUUAGUUUACCUUCAGAUUUCCAGCACAAAAUAACAGUGCAGGCUUCCCCAAAUUUGGACAAACGAAGAAGUUUAAACAGUAACAGUUCUAGCCCUCCGAGUAGUCCAACAAUAAUUCCUCGGCUUCGAGCUAUACAACUGAUUUCAAAAUCAGAUGUAAGUACUUCUCAUGACCGAAGAAACAGUGUAUAUGUGUACCAGCAAGAUGUAGAUAUCACAAGUGAAUAUGUAUCUCCCUGUGAGGGCAUAAAAAAAGUCACCUCUGAUGAAAGCAAUAGAACCUGGGGCAAAAGCACAGCCUGUCGCCAAGAAGAAUUUGAAGAUGUGAAGAGAAACUUCAGAAAGAAAGGUUGUACCUGGGGGCCAAGUUCAGUCCAAACAAAAGAAAGCACUGACUGCAAAGAAAGAGUAAGGCCCCUUUCUGAUGGCAGCAAUCCUUGGUCAACAAUCUUAAUGAAAAACCAGAAAACGGUGCCUUUAGCUUCAUUAUUUGUGGACCAACCAGGUAUCUCUCCAGAUCUGAAACUUUUCCCUGAUGGACUGGACAACAAAAGACCAAAGCAAAUGAAAUUGCCGAAUCAGGCCUAUGUUGAUCUACCUCUUUGGAAAGAUGAUCAGGGAGAUAACACUGUAGAACCUGAAAGCUUUGAAGAGGGAACCUCUGCAAGUUCUGCAGCCAGCACUCCCCAAAUGACUCCCACAAAUAGUCUUAGCAGAACACCCCCAAAAAAGAAAACUGAAUCUGCAUUAUAUGGGUGUGCUGCAUUCUUGGCUUCUGUAGCUUUGGGAUUGGAUAUUAGGGAACUAAAUAAAGCACAAUCUCCUGAUGAAUUGUUGCCCAAAGAGGAUAAGAAGAAACGUGAAGGAAUAUUCCAACGUGCUUCUAAAUUACGAAGAAGUUCUAGUCCUACCAGACUACAGUCCAAAAGAGAAGAUGUUAACAUCCCAUCAUUAAGUCCAUCAUCAAACACUGUGAACCUCCUGUCCAUGCCUUCCAUCUCCACAAAAUGUUUGCUACACUCAGACAGUGAAGACACAUUUGUGGGUACUUGUGAUACAGACAUUCCCAAUAUAGGGGUUUCCCCUGUAAUUCAGGGAAGUAACUGUGAACCUGCUGCAAUUUCAGGACUUGUGACUGAUCACAGCUUAGCAAAGAAUGUGCCUUCCUCUCCUUUCACAAAACAGGUGCCUGGAAAUGUGCCAAAUAAUGUUCCAUCAAAAAUGAGGGUAUCGCGUCAUAGACGGACCAUGUCUGAUGGAAAUGCUUUUCAGACUAUAGCUAAUGGAGUUACCUGCUCAACCAGUGGAGUCUCUGAACUGCCAAUUCUUCAAGUUUCUGGGAUGCUUCACUUCUCAUCUGUUCAGCAGAGAAAUCUUCCAAGUGAGGUCCUACUUGAAAAACAAAGUGCUGUCAGUAUCAUACCCAGACCUCGCCCUUCUUCUCUGAAAAGUCGAUUAAAUCCUCAGCCGGUUCUCCCAGACAGUGCAAAACCUAGUACUGCUCAGAUAGACUGUAUAAAAGGUAACCCAGGACCAAAUGCUGACUGUCUGCCUAGUACCAAGGAAAGAACUAAAUUCCAUGUACCCUCACUACUGGACAUCGAUGUGGAAGGUCAGAACAGGGACUACACUGUGCCUCUAUGCAGAAUGAAGAGCAAAACUAGCCGGCCAUCUAUAUAUGAACUGGAGAAAGAGUUUCUGUCUUAAUUUUAAGUGCCUUAUGCUUUUAAAAGCAUUUCUGAUUUUAAUAAGAACGACUUAAAAUCGUGUGUCUACCUUCUAAUGUUUCAUGCUGCUGUAUUUUCAAAAGCCGUGGCCAUGUUACCAAAACAGUAGUAGAUGUCUUAACUUUUGGGAAAAUAUAACCAUUGUUGUUAGCUUGCUUAUAUUGUCUUUUCACUGGAAUCAUACCUAGCAACUUGAAAUGCACAAAAGUCUAAAUCUAGAAAUGCACAAUUAUGUAAAGCUAUACACUGGAUAGAAUCUGUCUUGAUCAGUCUUAACUUUUAGGAUUGUUUUAUCUUUCUCCCUUUCUCCCUUUUUACCCCCAGUCACAAAUAGAAAGACAAACUUCCUAAAAAUGAUGAUGCUUUGAACCAUUUCUCCCCUUUUUUCAAAAAAAGAAGAAAGUACUAUAAAUUAGUUAAUCGUGAAUGAUGUGAUGCAAAAACCCACUAGGAUAGGGAUAGGAAUUGGAAGUUUUCAGGUGAGGAAGCUCCCUUUAAGCUGGGCCCUUUUCAGCAACUUCCAGUAUUAAAGUUGUCUAGAGCCUAGCUUCUUAAACUGUGGUUCACCAUCCCAUAUGGGGCCCCACAACUGAAUGUGGGGGUUGUGAAAAAUUUGGCACCAGUAAAAGGUUAUAUUAUACCUGUUUUAUAUGCCGAUAUUCCCGGAGUUGUGUAAAAAUUUCUCCAGCGAGUAGAAAAAGUUUAAGAAGCCCUGGACUAGAGCACUGAGAGAUUAAGGGAUUUACCUGGAGUCCAUCAGCCAGGAGGCAUCAGAAGUGGAAUUUGAGCCCAGAUGUUCUAGGCUCUGAAGUUGAUUAUCUACAACUCCACAUUGCUUUGCUAAUGUUGCAUCAUUUUGAAGAUGAGUGACUGAAAUCAAUGUGCUAUUCUAUUAAACUACCUAACCUUAACAUUAGGAUUAUCAAGCAGAUUAUGUAGUGACUUAACCCUGUUUGAGUAAAUCUCACUGAAUAUGCCUUUUAAAUGCUGAUUCCAUUAGAAUUUAUGAGGAACCUAAUAUAUCUGAAUGAUGUUUGAAUGACUAUCUUAUACCCAGAAGGUUUUUCAGUUAGCUCUUCUCUUGGUGAGAGAGAAUUCUAAAAUUCUCUCCUAAAUGAAAAGUAACCAUCUAUUUGGUACCUGAAAAUGCACAACUCUUAUUCUCUAGAAAUAUUUUUUGGUAAUAAGUAAACUGAAUUUACAUGAUGUUUUGUUAUUUCAAAGGUAAUAUCAUUUUAUUGAUGGUAAAAUUACAUACCACCAUAAACCAAAUGGAAUUUACAUUUCAAGAUCAGAGAUUAGCUCUUAGGAAUUAAAUAUUUUACAAAAUUAUUUGACAUUUCAGGUAAUCUUGAAUAGUUGUUAAAAGACAAAGGCAAAUAGAAAUUACUCAGGAAUGGCAAUAUAGAGUAUAUCCCUUGAGUACAGCUAAGAAUUUCAUAGACUACUGAAUUGUUAAAAAUUCUAUUUGGAUGAUGGUGCUCUUGUUAAAUUAUGUGGGUUUCUUUCUAUAAAAUCUAUUUUGUGGACUAUCACCUCUGUUUACUAUUAUCAGUUUGGAAGCACACUUAUUUUUUUAAUUGCCAUAAAUUUUUUAAAGUAAUGUUGCUUAAUUUUUCCUUUAAAUUUUUACUCAAGUUAAAUAGACACAUCUUACUAAACUGAAAUUUUAGUGGUUGAAAAUUAAAAUUUCAGGUGUGAAGUGCAUAAUAAAAAAUUUUUCAAAAAAAAAUGGUAGCUUAAAUUAUAAAGCUCUAUCUUUUGAGUACAUUUUGUAAUUGUUCGUUGUUGUUUUUUUGUACCAUGACCAGAAUAUUAAAGGAUUACGAAAAUGGUAUGUACAUUUUAUCCUGAGGGAAACAAUCUCUAGGUUGCAGUAAAAUCUCAGGUACUUCAUUCAUUAUUAUUUUAUUAAAUCAUUGUUCACUGGAGACUUCAGUUUCAGUUUUUGGUAAUUGGUUGAAUUAUGAGUGCUAGAUUUUGGUGUUUCUGAAUACAUCACACCAACAUUGUUGGCCCACUUAGUUUUCAACUAUUAUUGUAUGUAACCUACAGACAAAAUAGCAAGAGAUGGCUAAAAUAAUGAAUUUGUGCAAAAAAACAGAACCCCCCCGCCAAAGCCCCCCAAAACCCUGUUACUUACCUAUUAUUUUACUUUUACAGAAACAGAAUAUGUUUGCAUUGGAAUCCCUUUUAAUACUUCCUUUCCUUAUCAUUCAUCUGUUAGACCCCUUAGCAUCUCUAGGCCAAUUUGCAUUCUGAUGAACUGAGAUAUGAAAAUAUAAAUAAAGACAAUUAUCUAUCAAAGUAUGGAUUCAAUAUUAAAUGCCACGCAGAUAUUGGGGUGGGGCAGAUGAUCAAGAUCUAUUGUAAAUUUGUGAUUUCUUUUAAUGUGUUGCUGUCUGUAGCAUAAUAUGGUUGUAUUUAUUUUCAUGUAGAUUGACUAGUCUUACUAGGAUAAAAGAUAAAUUAAGGCGAUCACUGUUAGUAAACAAUUUAAGGUGCUUAUACUGCAGAAAUUUAAAGUGUCUACUUGAUAUGCUGUUUUACAAAGCCUUAUGACUGA
Molecule: messenger RNA, 6122 nt
Organism: Dromiciops gliroides (monito del monte)
Lineage: Eukaryota; Metazoa; Chordata; Mammalia; Microbiotheria; Microbiotheriidae
Gene: MAP3K21
Product: mitogen-activated protein kinase kinase kinase 21
Exons: 11
Coding region: 141-3536 (1131 amino acids)
Biological process (GO): protein phosphorylation
Molecular function (GO): ATP binding; protein binding; JUN kinase kinase kinase activity
Source: RefSeq, a predicted model, not a curated record